AUAUUCCUUAGCCUGUGGGUUAAAACACUGGAUGCGGACAGAAUUGAAUUUGGUCGUGUGCAAGAAGCGUACGUAUAUUAUACAUGCAUGCAUCAACAUGAGCGAGCUGUGUUAUUUAAUACUGGUGGGCGGAGAAAGUUUGCUCAGUCAGCCACAUCUUAUUUGACGCCUGCAUCUCUCUUCUCCUCUCUUUCUGAUCAUCUUAUUGACAACGUCAACAUAGAACGUCCUCAAAUCACCCUUAUUGCAUAUAUAAAUUAGAACUUAUCAUUGAGGAAGAAAUUGAUCAAGUUCUACCAUGGAGAAACAGGCUAAACCAAAGAACAAGAUCUUGAAGUUUCUACCGAGAGCAGCUUCGGCAGUAGUAGUCUCCUUCCAAAACCCUCCAUUCAGCCCAAAUACAGAUAAGAGAUUGGAGAUAUAUACAAGCAAGCUUAAAGCUCAUCAUCAUGCCGGCAGAGGAUUCUCGGGUCCUAUCAUAUCAAUAAUUCCUCAUGAAGCUCGAAGGAAGCCCAAGAAUGGAGAAACGUCGACGUUCGAAACACAAGAACCCACUUCCCCGAAAGUCUCGUGCAUGGGCCAAAUCAAGCACAAGAAAACCAUCAAGAAAGCUAAGCCAAUUGCCACCUCGCACCCUCGAGAUCAUCAACUGAAGGCGGCCGUGUCGUCGUCUUCUCCUCGUGACCUAAAGAAACAUCCCUCGGUGAUUCGGAGGAUCUUUACCGGUGCAAAAACCGGUAGAAACUCAGAUGCUUCUGCUGCAGAUCAUGAGAAGCCUGCUCACGAUAGAGCGCCUUCUCUGAGUCAAAUGAAGAGGUUCUCGAGUAGACGUGAUUCGUUACCUGAUUUUGAAUGGACGGCUCAGAUUAUGCCGAUAGACAAGGACCAUCGGGAUUAUUACUCGGAUGAAGAAAGAGAUCAAGAAGAAGAAGAGGAGGAAGAAGAAGGGAUCAUAAUUCCUUUCUCUGCACCUAUAAUGAUGGUAGGUGGAGGAGUGCCUUUGCAGCCGAGAAAAGAAAUCAACCUGUGGAAGAGAAGAACAAUGGCUCCACCUAUACCUCUUGAAUUAAACUUGGUCAGGGCAAAUUGAUGUAAUUUUCUCCGGUUUAUUUUUUUCUUGUUUUUACAUAGAUUCAUGGUAAUUCAAAUAUGUGACUGAGAUUUGUAGAAAACAGUCGUUGCUUGGGGAGAAGAAAAUGUCAUGAAAUCUGAAGGAAACUGUAAUGGGCUUGAUGUGCAUCUACAAUUCAUGCGCAUGUAUAGACGAAUGUUCAAACAAAUUUACUUUUAAUUUGUCCUC
Carya illinoinensis is the source of this 1300-nucleotide messenger RNA. RefSeq lists its product as uncharacterized. The record is from RefSeq and is a predicted model, not a curated record. The transcript has a single exon. NCBI's taxonomy places the organism in Eukaryota, Viridiplantae, Streptophyta, Magnoliopsida, Fagales, Juglandaceae. The coding region runs from base 299 to 1090 and encodes 263 amino acids.